Mustela lutreola (European mink) is the source of this 1867-nucleotide messenger RNA. It is a transcript of the gene CPSF4, whose product is annotated as cleavage and polyadenylation specific factor 4. Gene Ontology annotation, molecular function: RNA binding; zinc ion binding. Lineage: Eukaryota; Metazoa; Chordata; Mammalia; Carnivora; Mustelidae. The coding region runs from base 147 to 956 and encodes 269 amino acids. Gene Ontology annotation, cellular component: mRNA cleavage and polyadenylation specificity factor complex. The transcript has 8 exons. The record is from RefSeq and is a predicted model, not a curated record.
CCCGGCAUCCUUCGGGCGGCGGCGGCGGCGGCGGCGAGGCAAGGCGAGGCGGAGGACCGUGUGCGGCGGGGCCGGUGGCGGGUAGAGGUGCGAGGGCGGCGAGGGACCUGAGGAGUAGUCGGGCCGGUGUGGCCGCCGCCGCCGCCAUGCAGGAAAUCAUCGCCAGCGUGGACCACAUCAAGUUCGACUUGGAGAUCGCAGUGGAGCAGCAGCUCGGGGCACAGCCGCUGCCCUUCCCCGGCAUGGACAAGUCAGGGGCUGCUGUCUGUGAAUUCUUUUUGAAAGCUGCCUGUGGCAAAGGGGGCAUGUGUCCCUUCCGCCACAUCAGCGGUGAGAAGACCGUCGUGUGCAAACACUGGCUGCGAGGACUGUGCAAGAAGGGGGACCAGUGUGAGUUCCUGCACGAGUAUGACAUGACCAAGAUGCCUGAGUGCUACUUCUACUCCAAGUUUGGGGAGUGCAGCAACAAGGAGUGCCCCUUCCUGCACAUCGACCCCGAGUCCAAGAUCAAGGACUGCCCUUGGUACGACCGUGGCUUCUGCAAGCAUGGUCCCCUCUGCAGGCACCGGCACACACGGAGAGUCAUCUGUGUGAAUUACCUCGUGGGAUUCUGCCCGGAGGGGCCCUCGUGUAAAUUCAUGCACCCUCGAUUUGAACUGCCGAUGGGAACCACCGAGCAGCCCCCACUGCCACAGCAGACGCAGCCUCCGACAAAGCAAAGUAACAAUCCGCCGUUACAAAGGUCGUCCUCCCUGAUCCAGUUAACGAGUCAGAACUCUUCUCCCAAUCAGCAGAGAGCCCCGCAGGUCAUCGGGGUCAUGCAGAGUCAGAACAGCAGCGCGGGCAACCGGGGACCCCGGCCGCUGGAGCAGGUCACCUGUUACAAGUGUGGCGAGAAAGGACACUACGCCAACAGAUGCACCAAAGGGCACUUGGCCUUUCUCAGUGGACAGUGACAGCAGCUGGAGCCAGCUCAGAGCAGCCCAGAGGGCCCCGCUGCCGGGAACCACUCUGGGCCCUCGCUGGGAGCGUGCGUCGAACUGUUUAACGCCAGUGUUGGUGCAGCGCUGGCUCGGGCUGGCAGACAGGCACGCUGGGGUUCUCGUUCUGAGGGGCUACGUCUGUCACUUUCCUUAUCACUUUGCUGUAAUCUUUUUUUAAAAGGGGACAAGUGCUCUAGUUUGGUCCUUCCAAGUCGGCAUUGUCUGUCUAGCAUCCGUACCUCCUGUCCGAUCUCCCUGCACACCGCCCUUGGGGGAAGGGAGGACGUUGUGGCAAAGGGCUUUGUGCUAAGCAGUCGGUGUGGAAGGUGGCCCUUCCCCUCGAGGCCUCAUCAUUAAACACCAGUUCUUGGUGACCCCCGGGGCUGGUGGAUCAUUUAAAGCUUCGACCAGGUCAUGCCUGCUUCUUCCAUGUCCUGCUGAGUUCAGAAGCUGUGCCUGUCGAUGGGAUUUGAACCAGGCAGCCCUUCGGGGCAAACUUCAGUGCACUUGUUGCCUCAGCCUGGUCCUGCUCCAAGGUGGCAGUGGUGGAGAGGAAGGGCGCAGGGCUCUCCGGGGUGAGGGUCUUUUUCCUCUGGGCUGAUUUUCUUGGAGCACCUACUUGACCAUGGGAUUAUCUCAAAGUGUACCUUCAGCUGGAGCUGCAGAGCACCCAUUAAAUCGAGGCCGCGGUCCAUCUGUGCACCUACCUCCUGGCCCGCCAAGCAUCUGCACAGUCACUCAGCUUUGGCCUCCGGAGACCCCCUCCCCCCCGCCCCCAAACCUGGAAAUGUGAAACUGUCACCUGCAACCCACUGGGCAACUGGGCCCGUUCAAGUUCCAUCACAAGAACUUUUUAUGAGGUUGAUUAAAAGCUUGUUUUUUAA